GCGCAUUUUCUAUCUUCCUCACUGCAAUUGCUCAGUACAUAUGCCGACUUUAUGUCCGGGAAUGCCAUCGAAAUAGUCUUGACGUCACCGGUUAUAUCGGACUUUACAUUUGGAUGGCGAGUACAUCUCUACUUUUCAGCCUUUUUUAUACAUGAACCCCUUUCAGCCAAAACAUCUUUGCAUAUAAAACCCAGAGAGCUUAUCGGAUCGAAACAUCACAAACCACAAACCAUCGAAAUGGCAACUCAAACUCAAAAAUACAACAAGCUAGCGGGCAAGCGUGUCGUGAUCAUUGGCGGAACAUCCGGAAUCGGUUACGCAGUAGCAGAAGCCUGCAUCGAAUCCUCCUUCUCGCACGUAACCGUCUCCUCAUCCUCCGCCUCCCGCGUCCAAACCGCCAUCUCCAACCUCCAGAAAUCUUACCCGUCGACCAGCUGCACCAUCUCGGGCCACACAUGUGACCUUUCCACUCCCGACCUCGAAACUUCCAUCGAGGCUCUGUUUUCUAAAACUGGAAACGUAGACCACAUCGUCUUUACGGCAGGCGAUAAGUUGGCUAUUUACCCUAUUGAGGAGAUCAACUACGAGAGGAUCCUGAAAGCGGGACAAGUCCGCUUCGUCGCUCCGUUGUUGGUCGCAAAGGUGGGGAAGAAGUAUCUGAAUGCGGGGCCCGAGAGCAGUAUUGUAUUGACGACGGGAGCUGGUGCUGAGAGGCCGUAUGCAAAUUGGUCCAUAGUAACUCCCUACCUCUCAGGUCUCUACGGCAUGACCCGCGCCCUGGCGAUUGAUUUGAAGCCCGUUCGCGUCAACCUGGUUAGUCCGGGCGCUGUCGACACAGAGCUUUGGAAGGAUUUCAGUGCAGAGGAGAAAGAAAAGUUCUUUAAGGAGGUGGGAGAGAAAGUUCCUACGGGGAGGAUUGGGAGACCGGAGGAUGUUGCGGAAGCUUAUUUGUGGCUGAUGAAGGAUAGUAAUACUACUGGUGUUGUUGCUUCUACGACUGCGGGUAAUUUGUUGGUUUAACCUAAAGUUCGCCGUAUAUCAAGAAGAGCAGUAGCAUGCAGUUUACCUUUUUGCCAAAGUAGAUCCUUUU
Molecule: messenger RNA, 1090 nt
Organism: Mollisia scopiformis
Lineage: Eukaryota; Fungi; Ascomycota; Leotiomycetes; Helotiales; Mollisiaceae
Product: NAD(P)-binding protein
Exons: 4
Coding region: 238-1020 (260 amino acids)
Molecular function (GO): oxidoreductase activity
Source: RefSeq, a predicted model, not a curated record